AGGGGGGAUGCGGAGGCAUAGGGGAAAUAAAAGAUCUACGUUUUUUUUUUUAUCUCGCUGGUUUUCUGUCCAAGACAGAGCAGCCGCAGCGAACCUCCCUGCUCCAUGGCCAUUUGAAUCUCCUUCCCUUUCACCAACGUCCACGGCUCCUUCGACCAAUAUCCAGUCUCCCUCUGCACUCCACGACUCCAGGCCAGCCACUAGUUGCUCUACUCUACGGUUGGUCCACGCUCAACUCCAGCGAGCCCCUGCCACCGAUCACCCUGCUGCUAUGGCAGCCACCACCAAGGCACAGUCAUCCUCACGGCACCAGCUUCCUUACGCCCGGCCUCCAUCUCCAUUUGCUGCAACCAUCAACGCCGCCUCCAGCCACUGCCGGAGUCCUCUACUCCAGCCAUCUGCUGCCAGCCACAGCAACUCUCAGGCCGGACCCGAGCUCUUGCUGCGCCAGAACACACUUCCCUCUGAUUCUUUUUAGGGGCUCAUGGCAAUGCUCAAAGGUUGAAUCUUGUUGUCAUGAUUGUAUUGUGUAUAUAUUUAUAUUUAUUAUGGUUUAUUAUUUUA
This is a messenger RNA of Malania oleifera, 564 nucleotides long. RefSeq lists its product as uncharacterized. NCBI's taxonomy places the organism in Eukaryota, Viridiplantae, Streptophyta, Magnoliopsida, Santalales, Ximeniaceae. The transcript has 2 exons. The record is from RefSeq and is a predicted model, not a curated record. Bases 8 to 478 code for a protein of 156 amino acids.